Molecule: messenger RNA, 1453 nt
Organism: Lingula anatina
Lineage: Eukaryota; Metazoa; Brachiopoda; Lingulata; Lingulida; Lingulidae
Product: serine/arginine-rich splicing factor 6
Cellular component (GO): nucleus; cytoplasm
Molecular function (GO): mRNA binding
Source: RefSeq, a predicted model, not a curated record
AGCUUGGGAACCCCUUUCCUCACGUGAUGCGAACCCAACCCCGUAGCAGGAGCCAUUUUUGUGAGAGGUUUGAGUGAGACAGUGAUACAGAAAAAUGGGCACCAGAGUGUACAUAGGACGUCUAUCUUACAAUGCUAGAGAAAGAGAUGUGGAGAGGUUUUUUAAAGGAUAUGGAAGAAUACGAGAUGUAAUGCUGAAAAAUGGUUAUGGAUUUGUGGAAUUCGACGAUUACAGAGAUGCUGAUGAUGCAGUUUAUGAACUCAACGGAAAAGAUUUGUGUGGUGAAAGAGUGAUGCUUGAGCAUGCUAGAGGCGUCCCAAGAGGUGAGGAUUUGAGGCGUUCUCGAGACCGUGGCUAUCAAAUGCCUUCACGUCGCAGUAGAGGAAGUGGAGGCCGUGACAAUUCUUCGCAUGGUAACUCCCGGAACCAGUCUAACAGGUAUGGACCUCCAACAAGAACCGAGUACAGGUUGGUGGUGGAAAACCUGUCCUCGAGGGUCAGCUGGCAGGACCUUAAAGACUACAUGAGACAGGCUGGAGAAGUUACUUAUGCAGAUGCGCAUAAGCAGAGGAAAAAUGAAGGGGUUGUGGAGUUUGCUACCUAUUCAGACUUGAAGAAUGCUCUUGACAAACUUGAUGACACAGAUUUGAAUGGCAGGCGCAUAAAGCUUGUAGAAGAUAAGUCUAGGAGUAGUAGGAGGAGAAGUCAUUCUAACAGUAGGUCGAGGUCACGCUCACACAGUCGAAGCAGAAGCCGUUCCAAGUCCAGAUCCAGGUCCCGCUCCAGGUCGAGAUCCCCACGCAGUAAGAGCCGAAGCAAAAGCCGCAGCAGGUCCAGAUCCCCUCGUAGCCGUUCCCGCAGUGCCAGCCACGCUAAGUCGGCAUCCAGGAGUAAAUCAAAGUCGCCACCCCCUCAAGAAAAUGGUGAAAAAUCUCCUGCUGGGGAUGACUAAGGUCGUGAUCUAUCUGCGGCACAAAUCUUGGAACUCUUUGAAAAUAUACAAUUUGCACCUAUUCUUUUGACAACAAUGUCCAAUUUGGUGGCAAGAGGUGACUGAACAGAUUACACUAUUUUAUUUUGGGGGCAUUAGUACUUUUUUAUGUCGAGCGCCGAAUCUGGUGUUUAACAACUAUCUUCACGAAAAAUGUGUAUAUGACAUUCUCAAUAGUAUGCUAAUUCAAGAUUUGAGCAAUAACAGAGCUUUAAAUGUAAGAAUGGCUCAGAACUGAAGGAUUUUAUUUCUUUUAUUUGUUUGUAGAGAAAAUGAAGCCCUGUGUAAGUGGUUUUUGUUUUCGUUUUGUACAUUAUAUAUAGAUGACAGUCGAAGUUGAGGUGGGAGGUUAUGAUAAAAGUACAGCACGAUUAAAAAAAUAACUGUAAAAUGUUGUAAUUAUGUAGUAUCAUUGUAAUGAGAGUUAUAAUUUUGUCAAAAAUAAACGAUGUACUGAAAUGA